AUCUCAUUCCAUCUCUCAACUUUACUCUACUCUCUCUUUACACAACCAAACAACAGCAUCAUGAGCCCAAGGCAGGUCGACGGCAAGGAUGUCGCAGAGCACAACUCGCGCGAAAAGGGCGUGUGGAUCGUCGUCCACGGCCACGUCUACGAUGUGACCGACUUCCUCGAUGAGCACCCAGGAGGUGCAGACAUCAUCCUCCGAUACGCCGGCAAGGACGCGACCGAGGAGUACGAGCCUAUCCACCCGCCAAGCGCGAUCAAGGAGAACCUCGAACCCGGCAAGCACAUUGGCCAGCUGAUCCCCGGCACGCUGCCUGAGGAGGCCAAGGCGGAGGAGGCGGCGCCGGCGGCGGCCGCCCCCGCCUCGUCAUCUCAGGCCGUUGUCCUCGCCGCGCCCGAGCCGUACGUCAAGCCCCACCUCGGCGAGAUCCUCUCGCUGCACGACUUUGAGACGGUUGCCCGUGAGACUAUGACGCGCCGCGGAUGGAACUACUACUCGUCUGGUGCCGAUGACGAGAUCACCAUGCGCGAGAACUACAACGCGUACCAGCGUGUGUGGUUCCGCCCACGCGUCCUCCGCGACGUCACAAAGAUCGACUACAGCACCAAGAUUCUGGGCUACGACUCGUCGAUGCCAGUGUACAUUACCGCCACUGCUCUCGGCAAGCUCGGCCACCCUGAGGGUGAGGUGUGCUUGACGCGCGCUGCCGCCGAGCAGGGUAUCAUCCAGAUGAUCCCCACGCUCGCUUCGUGCGGCUUCGACGAGAUGGUCGACGCCGCCCAGCCGGGCCAGGUCCAGUUCCUCCAGCUGUACGUCAACGCCGAGAAGGCGCGUACCAAGAAGAUCAUCGAGCACGCGCGCGACCGUGGCAUCAAGGCGCUGUUCAUCACCGUCGAUGCGCCGCAGCUCGGUCGUCGCGAGAAGGACAUGCGCACAAAGUUUGAGGGCAACGCGUCCGCCCACCAGACCAAGGGCGGCGACAAGGUGCAGCGCGACCAGGGCGCAGCGCGCGCCAUCUCGUCGUUCAUCGACCCCUCGCUCAACUGGAACGACGUGCCCUUCCUCCGCGAGUGCGCCGGCGACAGCAUGAAGCUCAUCCUCAAGGGCGUCCAGACGUGGGAGGACGCGGUCCUCGCCGCCGAGUUUGGCUGCGACGGCAUCGUGCUCUCCAACCACGGCGGUCGCCAGCUCGACUUUGCGCCCUCGCCCAUCACCAUCCUGCCCGAGGUCGUCGCGCAGCUCAACGCCCGCGGCCUCAUGUACCCGCGCAACAAGCCCAAGUUUGAGAUUUUCGUCGACGGCGGUGUGCGCCGCGCCACCGACGUGCUCAAGGCCGUCGCGCUCGGCGCCACGGCGGUCGGUAUCGGUCGCCCCAUGAUCUACGCCAUGAGCACGUACGGCACCGAGGGUGUCUCGCACGCGCUCCAGAUCCUCAAGGACGAGUUCCUCAUGAACAUGCGCCUCAUUGGCGCCCCGACGCUCGCCGACGUCGUCCCCGCCAUGGUCGACACCUCGGCUCUCCCCCUGCCCCGUGUCGCCCCCUCCGUCUUCGAGUCCAACUACGAGCGCAUGAGCCCGCUCGGCGUGCGCCAGCACAAACUGUAGUGUAGGGUCGGAUCAUCGUUGUCAGAUUAUCGUCAGUGUGAAU
Molecule: messenger RNA, 1651 nt
Organism: Vanrija pseudolonga
Lineage: Eukaryota; Fungi; Basidiomycota; Tremellomycetes; Trichosporonales; Trichosporonaceae
Product: Cytochrome b2, mitochondrial
Exons: 10
Coding region: 61-1608 (515 amino acids)
Biological process (GO): lactate metabolic process
Molecular function (GO): heme binding; L-lactate dehydrogenase (cytochrome) activity
Source: RefSeq, a predicted model, not a curated record